AUGAAUGUAUUAUUAAAAGAAGAUGAAGUCGAAAUUUUAGAGAGCAAACUCAGAGACCCAACUAGUGGAAUCAUUCCAAAGUUGAGUGGUGACGAUCAGAUUAGAGCAUGUGAUAUAGUCGAUUGGUUGAUUACAAGCAUGCCCAUCUCACGUAGUAAAGCCACAGAGUAUGGCCAGAUGCUUUGGAAUCGUGGUGUAUUCGACCAUAUUGCUCCGGGUUUUGCCGAUAACGACCAACAGUUUCGUUUGAAGCCAUCGGAGAUCUCACCAAGAAGGUCCGUCGAUGAACAACAGUGGAACCAACUCAGACAAGAUUCAGCUCAAAAAGAUACAGCAUCAGCUGAUCCAAUUGCAAAAUUACAUAAAUCAAUUGAGAAUGCAACUAAAGUAUAUCAGAGACUAUUGAGAGAGAAGAAUCAGUUGGCUCCACCCAAUAUGUUGUUGGGUUUGAAAUUGUUGGACCAAACACUGAAUCUUAUUACAUCGAGUGGUGACAACAGUGUGGCACAUCCAGGUUACAGUCAAAUUCUUUAUCUUUUGGCCAAUCCAGAUAGUGUUGCUGAAAGUGGUGCAGCAGAGGUCGACGCUGAUACUGAGGAUCAAUCGUCAUUCACUCCACAGCCAUACACAAAGAAACUUCCAGCCAUUCCAGAAUCGAAACAAAAAUCACAACAAGAGGAAGAUACAGAGGUGGUCGAAGCACUAUCUGUCUCUGAGAAAUUGGAAGCUGGACUAAUUGAACAGCUGUCGUUGGCACAACAACAAACCAAUCUUCUCAAGCAACUUUUGAAUAAAACAACAGCUAAUCCAACAACAGCUUCAACCACAUCGGUUGCAUCACAAGCAUCGGCAUCAACUUCAGCAAACGAUAAACAAAUUGUAUCACCAACCAUUCAAUCUGUCGCCUAUCCGAAUUCAUCAUUCGAUGAAUCACCGAUCUCUCUACAACGUUCAAUCAGUAACUAUAUGGGAUUGCUCAAAGGCAUCGAUUUGGCGCCUGUCGUUAUUGGCAGUGUCGAGAAUAAAUUCCCAAAGUUUUUGAUUGCCGAUCCAAGAAAUGAUUCGUUUAUCUUUACUGUGAAUGGACCGAUGCCAGACCAGUUGGAAUCCUCGAUCCACUCGUGUUUCAACAACAACUUUUAUGCGAGAACCGUUUCUACCUAUCCGCAUCUCCCAGGUCAUCCAAAGCGUGAGGGUGACCCAAUAUGCGACCACUUUAGUAUACAGAUGCAAGCCAAUCGUGUUAUCGCUGCCAUUGCCGAUGGUUGCAACUGGGGAGUGCGUCCACAGGAAGCCGCCCUCAAGGCAUCGACCUCGUUCGUCGACUUUAUCAGCAAGGCACUCUCCAGUGAGAUUCAAACCGUUCAAGACGCUGGAAAUCAUAUCCUCUCUGCGUUUAACUUUGCACACAACAAGAUUAUCGAAGGAAAAUCAGAUAUUUGGGAAGCGGGAACCACUACUCUCCUGGGAGGUGUCAUGGUGGAAUUGGUUGGUGGCAACGACACCGCCACUACCACCACCGCAUCACCUCCACUCCAAUCUCACCCGUCCUCACAAACAACACCAUACGCAUCACCACCAUCCAAUAACAACACUCUGGCAUCAUCUGUCUCCACAUCUUCACUCGCUUCAUCAGUCUUUAAUCACCCGACAUCCAGUCACUCACCAAUUUCCUCAUCAUCCAACUCAUCACCUCCAUCACCACCAAUCUCAUCCGAAUCAAAUAACAACAACAAUUUCACCAAUUUCCUUUCUAGAUCCGUUCCGAAUGCAAAGGAUUUGUCAAAGAAUUCAGCGGCACGCGAACCCGCACCCUCCAAGUGGGGAUUCAUUUGCGCGAGUGUCGGUGACUGCAAGGCAUUCCACUACAAUCACACCAACAAGAAAUUCACAGAUAUCACCAAGAACAAUCGUGGCAACGUCGACGAUCCCAAGGAUCCAGGUGGUCGUCUCGGUCCGUACGUAGCAAACGGCCAUCCCGAUCUGCGUAAUCUUUGUCUCCACUUUUUACCAUGUCAAGAGAACGACAUUAUCAUCUUGUUGUCCGAUGGUGUCCACGACAAUCUCGAUCCACACACCAUUGGAGUGUCGCCUCGUGAGUGUGGUAUGCCACACGACCACUGGUCAGACAUGGACGUCGAGAAAGCACAGGACAGCAAGAGCAAAUACAUGCAGGAAUUCCUCAAGAAGAAACUUAGACCGACGCCAGACGAACCGAUUCACCCAAAGAACAUCGUAGAGAAACUGAUCGAACAUUGUGUAGAGACAACCAGAUCGAGUCGAGAGUUUAUGGUGGCCUAUCCCCACAAGCCACUUCCCGACGAUCUCAAAGCCUACCCAGGUAAAAUGGAUCAUACCACUUGCAUCGCUUUUAAAGUUGGUAAACAAUCACUUUAA
Heterostelium album PN500 is the source of this 2397-nucleotide messenger RNA. RefSeq names its product protein phosphatase 2C-related protein (gene tipA). The transcript has 3 exons. Bases 1 to 2397 code for a protein of 798 amino acids. Lineage: Eukaryota; Evosea; Eumycetozoa; Acytosteliales; Acytosteliaceae. The record is from RefSeq and is a predicted model, not a curated record.